AUGUGCAAAAAACUGAGUAGAAAUGUAACAUGCCAGCAACACGUCGAGCAGCAACACGUCGACCAGCAACACGUUAACCAGCAACACGUCAACCAACCACAUAGCAACCAGCCACACGCCGACCAGCAACACGUCAACCAGCAACACAGCAACCAGCCACACGUCAACCAGCAACACGUCAACCAACCACACAGCAACCAGCCACACGUCAACCAGCAACACGUCAACCAACCACACAGCAACCAGCCACACGUCGACCAGCCACACGUCAACCAGCAACAUGUCGACCAGCCACACAGCGACCAGCCACACGUCGACCAGCCACACGUCAACCAGCCACACAGCGACCAGCCACACGUCAACCAGCCACACGCCGACCUGCCACACAGCGACCAGCCACACAGCGACCAGCCACAUGUCGACCAGCCACACAGCAACCAGCCACACGUCAACCAACCACACAGCAACCAACCACACGUCGACCAGCCACACGCCGACCAUCCACCCCUCGACCAGCAACACGCCGACCAGCCACACAGCAACCAGCCACACAGCAACCAACCACACAGCAACCAACCACACGUCGACCAGCGACACGUCGACCAGCGACACGUCAACCAACCACACAGCAACCAACCACACAGCAACCAACCACACGUUGACCAGCCACACGCCGACCAUCCACCCGUCGGCCAGCAACACGCCGACCAGCAACACGCCGACCAGCAACACGCCGACCAGCAACACGUCGACCAACCACACAGCAACCAGCCACACGUCAACCAGCCACACAGCAACCAGCCACACGCCGACCAACCACACGCCGACCAACCACACGUCGACCAGCAACACGUCGACCAGCCACCCAGCAACCAAUCACACAGCAACCAACCACACGCCGACCAACCACCCGUCGGCCAGCAACACGCCGACCAGCAACACGCUGACCAGCAACACGUCGACCAACCACACAGCAACCAACCACACGUCGACCAGCCACACGCCCACCAGCCACACGCCCACCAACCACACAGCAACCAACCACACAUCGACCAACCACACAGCGACCAGCCACACGCCGACCAGCCGCAUGCCGACCAGCAACACGCCGACCAGCAACACGUCAACCAACCACACAGCAACCAGCCACACGUCGACCAGCAACACGCCGACCAGCCACACAGCAACCAGCAACACGUCGACCAGCAACACAGCGACCAGCCACACGUCGACCAGCAACACGUCGACCAGCCACACGCCCACCAACCACACGUCAACCAACCACACGUCAACCAACCACACGGCGACCAGCCACACGCCGACCAGCCACACGUCAACCAGCAACACGUCGACCAACCACACAGCAACCAGCCACACGCCGACCAGCCACACAGCAACCAACCACACGUCAACCAACCACACGUCGACCAGCAACACGUCGACCAGCAACACAGCAACCAACCACACAUUGACCAGCCACACGUAGACCAACCACAGAGCGACCAGCCACACAGCGACCAGCAAUACGUCGACCAGCAACACAGCGACCAGCCACACGCCGACCAGCAACACGUCAACCAACCACACAGCAACCAGCCACACGUCGACCAGCCACACGUCGACCAGCCACACAUUGACCAGCAACACGCUUACCAGCAACACGUCGACCAGCAACACGUCGACCAGCCACACAGCAACCAGCCGCACGCCGACCAGCCACACAGCAACCAACCACACGUCAACCAGCCACACGCCGACCAGCAACACGUCGACCAGCAACACGCCGACCAGCAACACGUCGACCAGCAACACGUCGACCAGCAACACAGCAACCAACCACACAUUGACCAGCCACACGUAGACCAACCACAGAGCGACCAGCCACACAGCGACCAGCAAUACGUCGACCAGCAACACAGCGACCAGCCACACGUCGACCAGCUACACAUCAACCAACCACACAGCAACCAGCCACACGUCGACCAGCAACACGUCGACCAGCAACACAGCGACCAGCCACACCCACACGCCGACCAGCAACACGUCGACCAGCAACACAGCGACCAGCAACACAGCGACCAGCCACACGCCGACCAGCAACACGUCGACCAGCAACACGUCGACCAGCCACACGUCGACCAGCAACACGUCGACCAGCCACACAGCGACCAGCCACACGCCGACCAGCAACACGUCGACCAGCCACACGUCGACCAGCAACACAGCGACCAGCCACACGCCGACCAGCAACACGUCGACCAGCCACACGCCGACCAGCAACACGUCGACCAGCCACACGUCGACCAGCAACACAGCGACCAGCCACACGCCGACCAGCAACACGUCGACCAGCCACACGUCGACCAGCAACACAGCGACCAGCCACACGCCGACCAGCAACAUGUCGACCAGCAACACGUCGACCAGCAACACGUCGACCAGCAACACGUCGACCAGCAACACAGCGACCAGCAACACAGCGACCAGCCACACAGCAACCAGCAACACAUCAACCAGCAGCAAUUUUUGAUGCAUUUGUAUCUUUGCGUCCAGAGCCUGUUGAAGUUCAGACUACAGCUCGGUUUCCUGGCCUUUCUUGGAGGAAUGUUUCCCGUCUGGCAGCUUGUUGUUGUUGUGAGGUUUCCUGGAGGAGGUCAGGCUGAUAAAUGGUCAUCUAAUGAGCUGACCAAUGGGCUGCUGACGGAGCAGAGGGAUCUGCUGGAACCGAUCCGCUGA
Messenger RNA from Amphiprion ocellaris (clown anemonefish), 2736 nucleotides. Its product is annotated as involucrin-like. The record is from RefSeq and is a predicted model, not a curated record. The transcript is spliced from 3 exons. NCBI's taxonomy places the organism in Eukaryota, Metazoa, Chordata, Actinopteri, Pomacentridae. Bases 1 to 2736 code for a protein of 911 amino acids.